Molecule: messenger RNA, 2595 nt
Organism: Capsaspora owczarzaki ATCC 30864
Lineage: Eukaryota; Filasterea; Ministeriida; Capsasporidae
Product: cleavage and polyadenylation specificity factor
Exons: 6
Coding region: 14-2530 (838 amino acids)
Biological process (GO): mRNA 3'-end processing by stem-loop binding and cleavage
Cellular component (GO): mRNA cleavage and polyadenylation specificity factor complex
Molecular function (GO): RNA binding
Source: RefSeq, a predicted model, not a curated record
AUCGUCUGCUUCAAUGGCUGCGAUCAUCAAGUUCACGGCGCUGUCGGGCGUCGAUGAGCGCUCGCCGUUGUGCUAUCUGCUGCAAAUUGACGAGGCGCACAUUCUGCUCGACUGCGGCUGGGACGAAGCGCUGGACGAGCAGAGCCUCAAAGCCAUCCAGCUAUACGCACCUCAGAUUGACUGCGUGCUGGUGUCGCACCCGGACUUGGCGCACUUGGGCGGCCUGGCAAUGCUGGCUGGACGGUACAAUCUGCCGCCGAGCUGCCCGAUCUACGCGACGAUUCCCGUCCACAAAAUGGGGCAGAUGUUCAUGUACGAUCUGUGGAUGUCGCACGCCGAGAUGCAGGGCGAAGGCGCGCUGCCGUUCACCCUCGACGACGUGGACGCUGCGUUCGAGCGCAUCACCACGCUCAAGUUCCAGCAGCGCGUCGUCGUUCCGCUGGGCGCAAAGACCAAGCCCAUUACAAUCAUCCCGCACGCGGCGGGCCACAUGGUUGGCGGCACGAUCUGGCGCAUCAUCACGGAAGGCGAGGACAUUGUCUAUGCCGUCGAUUUCAACCACCAGCUCGAGCGCCACCUCAAUCCGACCGAGCUCAAGGACCUGUUCCAGUACGAGCGGCCAUCCAUUCUCAUUUCAAACUCGUUCAAUUAUGGCGCAGAGUCGGUGCCGCGCAAAACCCGUGAUCGGCUGUUUCUGGACUCGAUCGUCAACACGCUCAUCAAUCCCAAGGACGGCAGUGCUGGCGGCAGUGUGCUCAUCCCGACAGACACUGCCGGUCGAGUGCUCGAGCUGGCACAGGUGCUCGACAAGCAGUGGGAAAAGUACAAGAACUUUCCGAUUGUCGUCCUGUCGCACAUUUCGCGCACCGUGAUGAACUUUGCCAUGGCUCAAAUCGAAUGGAUGAGCGCCAAGAUGCAAAAGGAGUUUGAGACGACGCGCAGCAACCCGUUCAGCUUUGCGCACAUCAAAAUGUGCCAGACCAUGGAGGAGCUGGCUCAAGUUGCCAAAGAAGGCACGCCUGUCGUUGUGCUUGCGAGUAUGGAGGGCCUCACCUCCGGCUUUGCACGCGACCUGAUGCUCAAGUGGGCUGAAAACCCGAAAAACCUAAUCAUCUUCCCCAACAACUCGCCAGCAAGCGACCUUGCCAAGAGUUUGGUCGAGAAGAAUCGCCAAAUCGUUAUUGACGUCAAGACUCGCAUUGCACUCGAAGGCGAAGAGCUGGACGAGUACCUUCGUGAACAAGAAGAGGCUGAGAUGGAACUGGCAGCGCUGCAGACGGACGCCGCCGACGACGACAAUGCCGCAGAUGAUGCCGUUCCCAUGCAGACAGCAUCUGGUUCUGGCUCGGCGGGCUAUGGAAGUGGCCAGCAUCGCGGCUCUGCCGCAGCAGAUGGAUCGCAGCUCCUGCACCAGUUAGAUGCCGACUUGGAAGACGAGGAGGAUGAAGAUGACGAGCUCAAAAUUCUGCGGGCAAUCCACGCUGCUCCCGGUGCAUCCACCUCCGACUCUGCACCUGGCCGUGGCGGUCGUUCAACAGGAACAAGUAGCGGCGGCCGACAUCGCUUCAAGCACGACAUUUACAUGCUGGGUGACGAAGCUCGGCUCUCCAAGCGCGGAGACUUUUUCAAACAAACCCGCACCUUCCCCAUGUUCCCGUUUGUCGAGCAGCACCGCAAAAAGGCCGACGAAUGGGGCGAGGUGAUUCGGCGGUCGGACUAUCAGAUCUUGACGGAAGAGUUUACAGACACGCUCAAGCCGCUGGCAUCCACCAGCAGCAGCGCCGGUACUUCUCAUGCAACAGCCAUGGUGACUGGAGAAGAAGAAACGGGUCUUGAGAGCACUCUGAAACUCGACACCUCCCAAAUCAAGCAGCAAUUACACGCAACUGCACACAAUCGGCCGUCUAAAACGGUCUCGAAGCAAGUCGCGUUGCAAAUCCAAUGCACCGUUAAACAUGUUGAUUUGGAAGGCCGUGCCGACUCCAUGUCCUUAGCAACCAUUUUUGAGAGUGUUAACGCGCGCCAGCUUAUUCUGGUACACGGUUCAGCAACAUCGUCAAACGAGCUUGAAAGUGCACUUCGAGUGAAAAUGCCGCAAUGCAAAGUUACUAUCGCUGCUCUUAACACCACCAUCGACGCCAGCUCGGAGCACAACAUUUACCAAGUUCGGUUGCGCGACUCGCUCAUGAGCACGUUGAAAUUUUCCACUACUGGAAUGUUCGAGCUGGCAUACUUCCAUGGCCAAAUUCACGUCCCGACUGGGGGCAAGACCACAUUGGAGCUCGAUGUGCUUCCAGCACACCUCGUUCCAGGCCACGCCCAGGUCUUUGUGGGUGACCCUAAGCUGUACGAGGUGAAGGAAGUGUUGAUUGAGGCGGGCUUCCACGCCGAGUUUGUUCAAGGCGUGCUUGUUUGCAACGACACGAUUGCCAUUCGCAAGCAAGACCAAGCUUUCGCAAUCGAAGGAGGGCUGUCCGAGGAUUAUUUCGCAGUGCGCGAUGUCUUGUAUGAUCAGUUUGCCAUUGUAUAAUUCCAUUUGCUUGAUGUUGGCUCGACCCAAAACAAAAAAUUCAAAAUAAACUAUCAAACAACGAA